GACCCCCUUCAGCAAAUACACAAGACGUUGUCAAUUAGACACACAGGUUAGCUGUGUCGGUGUGAUGGGCUUGAGGUCUGUUUAAUUUGAAGUCUAAUAUUUUUUUAGGUGGUGUUUGGUUGAAGCCAGGGAUAGUAAAGUUCCUCACCACACGGUGCUCACACACUGUACCUGUAUCCAGCGCACACGACUCCACACACUCUCUACAGUGCCCCUUCACACACAGCAUUUCUGAAUAUCCUCUGGAUUGAGCUGAUGGAUAGUCUUCUCUGUUACUGAUCAGGAGUCAGCUCCUCUGUUAUUGAUCAGAAAUCAGCUCCUCUGUUAUCACCACCGUGCACAGAGACUUCUGCCCGCUGCCCUCCUCGUGAACGCGCCCCGACGCUCCGUGCGGACGAGCAGCCCUGUUUGUUUGUGUUGAGAGAUUGGAAAUGGCGGAGAGCAGAGACCAAAGCGAUAACUUGGGUUUGCAAACGCGAGUGCGCCGUCAUUGAAACACAGAAACCGCCCGCAAGUGAUCCCGGGAGUUACUUACGACCCGCAGCUGCCGAUGGGAUACAAGUCGGACACGGCGAGGACGGAUUUACGGGACGAGGUUUGGACUUAGCAAGCUGGUUAGCUAGCUAAGCUAGCCGUGCUGGCAGCCUGGCGUUAGCUAGCCUCAAGUCGUGUGUGAUUUUAACUACGCAGGCUUGUUUGUCAACAGAAGCUGGCGUUGAAUUGCUAGCGAGCCAGCUAACGUGCAACUUUUACCCGGCUCCCCAGCUAGCCCGCUUGGGUUUAUAACAUGGUCGCAACAACUGGUCGCAAAUUGUUUAAUCCAAAGUAAGAGUGGAUAAAAAGUCAAGACAUCUGACUAUCCUUGUCGCAAGCAGUAAGUUAAGCUGGUUAGCUAAGUUAGCUAACUGGCUUGUUUUUUGUUUUUGUUUUUGUUUUUUUGCGCACAACCUGAGCUGCCGUUUGCAUGGGAAUUAAUCAUCCAGCGUGACAACGUACAGCUGGACCCCGCUGGCAGGAUCGUUAUUUACAAGUUCAACGGGCGACAAAACAGGCAAUGCAGCCAACCCCCAAGAUCCAGUCUGAAGAGCGCAAGACAGAAAAAACAGGAACUGAUCCAGACCUCCAUCCAACAUUUUCAAAAGUCAGAGGCCAGCCGGCUUCUCCCUGCACCUGGGAUGGUGCCAUGUGACAGAGCGGCUGUGGAGCCAUAACCCCACCACCACCGCUCUGUCGUCUCGACUCCAAGCUGCUCGCCCACCACUGAUCUCACCGUCAGUCUCCCCUUCCUCCCUUUAUCUUUGCUCUGAGCCCUGGACAGGGCCACCACAGCCACCACAUGACUCACCCACUGGAGCCCUAGAUCAAGUCAGUUGAAGCUGAAAAUGAGUGCAGUAGGGGAAAACCCCCUGGACCCUGCCACGCCGGAGUCACGCAAGAGGAAGGGCUCACCAUGCGACACAUCAGGGCAGAGUCUGGAGAAGCGGAGACGGGAGCUGGAGUGCCGCUACAUCGAGGAGCUGGCUGAGCUGCUGUCGUCGAACAUGGGCGACAUCGCAAGUCUCAGUGUCAAGCCCGACAAGUGCCACAUCCUCAAGAGCACCGUGGACCAAAUUCAGCAGAUGAAACGGCGUGAGCAGGAGAAAGCAGCUCUUCUGUCUCCAGAUGAUGAGGUGCAGAAGAGCGACAUCUCCUCCAGUAGCCAGGGGCUGGUGGAGAAAGAGGCACUGGGGCCCAUGCUGCUAGAGGCCCUCGAUGGGUUUUUCUUCGUUGUCAACCGAGAGGGCCGCAUAGUCUUCGUUUCCGAGAACGUGACGAGUUACCUUGGAUACGCCCAGGAGGAGCUGAUGACCUCGAGUGUCUACAGUAUCCUCCACGUGGGAGACCAUAAUGAAUUUGUCCGCAAUCUGCUGCCCAAAAGCCUCGUUAACGGUGUGCCGUGGCCGCAGGAAACUGGCCGAAGGAACAGUCACACCUUUAAUUGUCGCAUGCUGAAGAGGCCGCCGGACGAAGUGGAUUCAGAGAAUCCCGAGGCUCGGCAGCAAUACGAGAUCAUGCAGUGUUUCACCGUGUCACAACCACGGACCAUGCAGGAGGAGGGAGACGACCUGCAGAGCUGCCUAAUCUGUAUUGCCUGUCGGAUACCUCGCUCCCAGGCUUUCAGCACUGAGUCUUUCAUCACGAGGCAGGACCCCACAGGGAAGAUCAUCUCCAUAGAAACAAGUGCUUUGCGAGCGACAGGGCGGCCUGGCUGGGAGGACCUGGUCAGGAAGUGCAUCUACGCAUUCUUUCAGCCGCAGGGCAAAGAGCCCUCCCACGCCAAGAAGCUGCUGCACGAGGUGAUGACCCACGGCACCGCUAUCAGCCCGCUGUACCAUUUCACGUUAAGCGACGGCACUCCGCUCAGCGCUCAGACACGCUGCAAGUUCUGCUGCCCCCCCAACCCUGACGUACAGCCCUUCAUCAUGGGCAUUCACACUAUUGACAGGGAACACAACACUGCUAGCUCUCAGGAAAACACUAACCCCAGCCUUCCACCCAACCUCGGCAGCCUUGCCCAAACUCCCUCCCGCUCCCCCUCCCUUCUUACCGGCAGCAACUGGACCCAAGGCUCAGGCGCUGCCACCUCGGGCCUUCACCCCAACAACAGCAACGCCUCCUCCCACGGACACAACCCAGCCACACCCGCAGGCUACCUUACACCCAAUCGGACCUGCUCCCAGGUCAACAGCCCCUCUCCUUUGAGCAGCCCACUCACAGCCACCCCUACCUCUUUUGUGUCACCCAGGAUGCCACGGGCCAGUCCUGGGUUAGGGGGAAGUCCUCGGGUAACGGGGAACCCCUUCUCUCCUUCCACACCGGGCCUCCAUUCCCCUGCCGGGGCACCAAGCAGCGGAGGCAGCCUCAAUAGGCAGCAGUCUGGCGGCGACGGUAGUAGCAGUGCCAGCUGCACGUCAACGGGAUCCUUCUCCCUGUCCUCUCCUGUCCCUCAGAGACAAGCCAGUACACCCUCCGGAUUCUCUAAUCGGCCGCCAUCAACAAAACCACCAGAGGGAGGAGAAGGAGGGGGUGAGGACUCUGUUAAAGCCCCCCUUCCUUCUGCCUCACAGCUGGGCAACCCCAGACCCAAUCAGCUCCUGGAUAGCAAUGGAACAGGAGCCGAAUCAAACAACAACAACAACAAUAGCAUCCACUGCAACUCAUCACCUCAUCCUCCAAACCCUCCUCCUGCUGCGCCUCAGUGCCCCGCCUCCCACAGUACUCUAACAGAACGACACAAGAUUCUACACAGGCUGCUCCAGGACAGCAGCCCCAAUGACUCCUCCACCACCAUGGAGGACGGAAUAAACAAAAACCAAGUCGAGAUCAAGAGGGAGCCGCCCGCCAGUCCUGCUCUGAUUGCAGCAGCUGCCAAGUCCAGCUCCAGAGAGCCGCAGGACCAUCAACUGCUACGCUUUCUCCUUGAUACAGACGAGAAGGACUUGGGCGACCUUCCACCUCCAUCAGCUCUAAGCCUGCAGACGGUUCGAGUUAAAGUGGAGAAGAGAGCCAGCGUGGACGGAGGGACCUGCUCGGGGUUGACUGUUGCCAUAGGAGGGGGUUCGAAACCUGUCUCCAGCAGCACCGCUUGCGUCAGUCCCAAAUCAAGCCCAAUCGGAGAGAACCGGCGAGACAGCCGCAGGGACAGCCGAGACUCGAUGUCUGGUGGCCCUGUUGACAUGGACCCUCUCACCCAGCUGCUGCCUGGUCUCAGAGGCCCGAGUGGGGCCAAACAGGGCAGCGAGGAUUCAAUAACAACCCCUGGAGGAGGCCCCCAACUCCACUCUCCAGCUCCCCAGCCCCCAGCUCAGCUCCAGUCCCCCGUGCCUCAGCUCCAGUCCCCCCUGUCCCAGCCCCAGUUGCAGUCGCCGUCACCUCAGCUCCACUCGCCUUCCCCGCAGCUCAAACUGCAGUCACCCACUCAGCUCCAGCCCGGCGAGGCCAGCACUCCCCGCAACAUAAAUGUGAAGAGAGAGCCGCCUGGCACUCCAAACAGAGGCCUCAGUGAUGGCGGUCCUCCCUCUGGCUGCAGCCUCCAGAGUCAGUCAUCCUUUGACUUCUGCAACCCCCCCACUCCAAGCCAGACACAGGCGCAGGGACAGGGAGACAGCAGCCCAUUCCCAGAGGCAGAAGUUAUCAACGCAUUCAGUUCAAGCACUGGCCUAACCAAGAUGGACGUUGGAGACUCCCAGUUCCAGCCCCUGGCGCUGUCCGACACCUUGUCCUUUGAUGGUCUUGGAACACCUUUACAAGCUCCCUUGGCAUCACCACAAGAGCAGUGUGUGCCCUGUACGCUGGAUGAAGUGCUGGGACCUCCGACUACACCCGAAGGCCGAAGUGAUGAGAAAGCUCUGUUAGAGCAGCUCGUCUCCUUCCUCAGUGGGACUGAUGAGAGUGAACUGGCCGAGCUCGAUAAAGCUCUGGGUAUCGAUAAAAUUGUACAGGGUGGCUGUUUUGACCCUUUGGCUCAAAACUUCCCAGCCCAGCAACCCACUGCCAGCCCAAUUUCCAUGGACCCUAAACUCCCCACCUACCCUUCCCAAUUUACACCAGCCUCUCAAGCGCAGUUUCCUCCAGAGCUGGCCACGGUGGGGCCACAGGGCCUGGGGUUCGGGGCCCCCAGAGGCGCUUUCCCAGGUGGGGCGACAGGCAUCGGGCUAAGGCCAGGUAUGGCGCGACCACAGGGGAUGGGAACUCAGCUCAGGCUGCCUCCCAACCAACUGCGCCUACAGCUGCAGCAGAGGCUUCAAGGCCCACAGCAGCUCCAGAACAGGAUGGCAGGCAUGAAUCCGUUUCCAGGAGGAGCCCAGCAUGUGAACAUCGGGAUUCGUCAGGGCGUUCAACAGCCUCAGAUGCCCUCACAACAGCCUCCACUGAACGCCCAGAUGCUGGCCCAGCGUCAGAGGGAACUCUACAGCAUCCAGCACCGCCAGCGCCAGCUUUUCCAGCAAAAGGUCCUGCUGAUGAGACAGAACAUGGCAGGAGCUCCAACCGGAGCGGUGGCAUCCAUUGGAACUGCCAGGGUCCCCAAAGGUCCCCCAACGACGCCACAGCAGCAGCAACCGCAACAGCAGCAGCAGUUUAACUUCCCACCAGGGUACAACCCGAUGGCGGGAAAACCCCCUACCUCACCAAGUCACUUCAGCCCCAUGACCGGGGGCCCUCUGGACAACAAGCUGUCCGUCAGAGUUCCCCUGAACAACCAGACGCUGAUAGGCGGCGUGCAGGGCCAGUUCAGCAGCACAGUGAACUCCUCUUUGCAGCCGGGCCUGUUUCAGCAGUUUGCAGGGUCUGCUUUGGUCCAGCCAGAUCCACCCUUCCCUCCUGAGAUGAGCCCGACCAGCCCGUUGUUGUCACCUCAGAACUCAUCAUCCCAGAGUCCUUUGCUUCAGCAAGCCCCACCUCCUGGCUACCAGUCACCAGACAUGAAGAGCUGGCAACAGACAGGCAUGAGCAGCAACAGCCUGUUCAGUCAGUCAGGACAGAGUGCAACACAGCCCUUUGGCCAGCAGGGGGUGUAUAACAACAUGAGCAUCACCGUCUCCAUGGCCGGAGGUUCGGGUGGUGUCGGCUCGUUACCUCCCAUUGGGCAGCCUGUUGGUAUGAGCAACAGUAACCUCAGCAGUGUGGGCUCAGUGGGCAGCGACCAGCAGGUGCAGCAGGUUCAGGUGUUCGCGGACGUCCAGUGUACAGUGAACCUGGUCGGCAGUGACUCCUACCUGAACCAGGGCACCAUCGGAGCCGCGGCCCCCCAGAAGGGCCCCGGGCCACAGGGCUCCCAGAACAACCAGGCCCAGCAGAAGAGCCUCCUCCAGCAGCUGCUCACCGAGUGACAACCCCACCCCUUCAGCUCUCCUACUCCCUCUACUUCUCACUUCUACGCCUCCUCCUCGGAGGUCGGUGCACCAGACCCAUUGCUGUCUCUGUCUCACCUUUUAGAUGGAUGGAUGGAAGGAUGGAUGUUUGGACGGCCACAGUGUGUGUGUAGGCUCGGAGGGGUUUGGCUGUCUGUCAGGUGGAGUUACACAGCCGAACCACUUCUCUGCAGGGUUGGGGGGGAUCCGGGGCUGGUUGUUCUACCGCCCAGUACUUUAAGAAAAGACUCAUGUCAGAAGGAGCAGCAGUGUAUUUAAACCUGCCUGUCUAAUCUGUCUGACAACCUGUCUGUCUGCCUCAGCCUAUUAAAGGCAGUGUUGUCUUGCUGCUCAUUCCUUGGUGACCUACUUCCUGCUUCCUGACCCAAGAAAACAACUGCGACACCAUUGUAGAUUUGCCAAGUUGUCGUCACUGUCAAAUCAGGGCCGGCCUCCUUUUUUGUUUCUCUGAUCGGACGGUUUCAGUCGGGCCGUCGCAGCAGCAGCAGCAGCAGCAGCAGCAGCAGCAGCAGCAGCAGCAGUGCAUCUUGGGAGUGUGAGCUGCAGCAUACAGCUGUAGCUCUGCGUUUUUAUGUGUGGGAGUAUCCCACACGGCAGCACCUCUGGCUUUUAUUUUUGUUUGUUUUUUGUUUUCCUCUACCUGUCUCUCAGCGAUGUGGGAAUGUUUAAGGUUUCAGACCUCUGUGGCAUUGUGGGAUAGAAGCUCAGUAUCAGCUGGUUCUGUGACUGUCUCUCUCUAUCAGCUACAGUGCCUGGUGGAAGUUUGAGUUUUUCCCAAGCUCUGCUUCUUCUUCUACAUAUUAUUCUAUUACGUCUUCUGGUUUAUUUUUUGGAGUUGUUUUGUUUUUAAAAAAAAAAAAAAUCUUCUGCUCUCACCGUCAUCAUCAUCAUCGUCAUCUUCAUGAUCAUCAGAACAAGCUUUGACAACAGCCAGACUGGAUGGAUGGAUGGAGGGAUUGACGGAUGGAUGGGAGACAGACAGGAUGCUGCUCAGUUUGGAACUUACGUGUCUUUCUCCCCCGGGAGGAGGUUUUAUUUUUAUUUUUAUUAUUUUUCAAAGUAUAAAAAAAAAAAAACGACUGUUAUGAUUAUUUAACUGUCUGUCCGUCACAUUUUACCCCUCACCUCAGCAGCUGUGAAUACAGAGCCCAGUCGGGUUCUCUCUCUCUCUCUCUCUCUCUCUCUCUCUCUCUCUCUCUGUCUCUCUCUCUCUCUCUGUGUGUGUAUCUUUCAUGCUAUCUCUCUCGGCCUAUCAGUGUUGUUUGCCAUGUGCACCAUGCAGGCGGGUAGUAUUGUACAGUACAGAAGGACAAAGACUUGGGGAUGAGCUCGCUCUUCACUUGUAACUGCUUUCCUUUAAAAGAAAAAAAGUGUAACUCAUUGACGACUCAGAACAGCAAAACUAUGUAUAAUGUGAUUCGAUCCAGGUUUCUUUUUUUUUUUUUUGUUAAAUUUGAAUUUUUGAGAUUGUUUUUGGCAUCAUGAUAUUGUAAUGCGGCUACAUGUUGCAGUAGAGGAGGAAGUUAUUCCAUCUUCUGGAAUGUGAAAAGAAAUUCUAAAGUAUCGCUAGAUUUUGCUCCCUACGGCAUCCCGUUCAGUGCUACACUUUGUGGGGGAAAAAAAAAUGGGUUUGAUUGCUCUGCUUUCUCUUGUAACCAGGGAGCUAGUUAGCACGGAAGUCCCGAGAGCCAAAUAAGAAAAAGAAAUUCUGGUCAUCCAUUUUCUAAGUCUGAUAUAAAUUGUUUUCUCUUCUGUGGUUUUGACUUGUGAACCGGUGAAAAAAGAAAAGGUUUUGUGUGGAUAAUUUGUCGUGGUUGGAGUUAGUAUCAUUAUCACUUUGCCAGGAAAACUUCUCUCAGCACUUUAACAUAAUAUAUGUAUGUUGUGUUAAAGGGUGCAAGCACUUCAAAAAAAAAAUUGAAAGACUGAUCAUGACCAAAAAUAGAUUUUCAAUAGGCAACUGCCAAAAGUUUUUUAUUUUUUUAUUGUUUAUAUUAGCCCCAACAGAUGUGGGAGGGGAAUGAAGGCACUUAAAAAGAUGAAAAGAUCAGAAGGAAGAGAAUUCAAUUUAUUAUCACACGUUUUUUUUUUCUUCUUAUGGAUCUCUAGAAUGCAUUUUUCUCACGGGCCUUCCGUAAGUUAGCCGUCUUUUCUCGCUAUCUCCUCUUUUUUAUUCUUAUGUAUGUACAAUACUUUCAAGAAAACCUCUCAGACAGUACAUGUAUUUGUAACCAUUGUAUAAAAGAAAGCUUAAUAAUACCGCGGUCUUUGCUGCGAUCGCGUGACCUCUGGAGAUGUUAACGGUACUCAGCCGCAUCCGACGUCGCGCACCGAAUCGCAGCAAACGAGGCGCUUUUUUGGGUAUUGUUCCUAUAUAAUGACAUUUAAGUAGAGGCUUUAGUAAUAGAAAUUCCUAACAAAGUGAACAAUGUGAUGGAUGAUUAAUUUAAAGCUGUCAUGAAAUUGAAUCACAACAGGGCGGGUUGAGUCACAAAAAAAGACAUCAGUGUUGUUCCCCUCAAGGAUUUCUUUUCUUUCUUUCUUUUUUUUGGUUUUUGAGAUUCAACCCUCUUCUCCCUCCACCUCUGGUUCCAUGAUGAAGACUUCACUCCACUGGCUACACACUCACACAUGCAGUUUUCUGUUGACUACUGUUGCUCAGUCAGACACUGUCUCUCUCAGCGAUAACAAACAAAUGAAAAGUCCACUCUUUCUUUCUGUUGCACACACAGAAAAGAUGUGCUUCUUACAGCUCACACUUUACCGGGAAUUUAGACAAAGGAAAAAACCUGCCGAGAUGUUUGCCUCUAAAUAUCAACAUUUGCUUUAGGGCUCAGUCUGACACACUAUUAACCAAAGGUUACAAAUGUAGGAUGCUUUAAGGACUCUUUUCACACAGGAAUAAUUUCCAAUUUCCAAUUUAAAUCGACCUUCAUUUGGGUGAUCCUGUAUCAAUUUAUAAAAUCCCAAGAUCGACUGAAACUGAUAUUUGAAAUGUAACAUCUCUAACCAAAUUGCUUUUGAAUCAAAUUGGGACCUUCUGAAUCAGUUCAAAAAAUCAUAGACAAUAUCCAGUGAUUUGUAAAGACCACAAAGAUCCUCAUCUGCGCUCAAAACCAGUCGUUUCCUGAUCGGACGAUUCCUGUGUGAAUCCUUGUCCUGCGGUUACUUUUUCGAUAUUUUUUCACCCUUCUGUCCCGGUAAAGAAAUCGUAGACAGUCGUGGAAUCCGUGGAGACCUCACGUUCAGUUGUUGGGACAGUAUUCAUCAACCCCCCGUCAACUCACGACUCAUCGCUCACUUUCAGAUCAACAACAUCCCGCUACUCCAGUGGAAUAGGGCUUUCCUGUGUACUGUUUUUUUACAGAGAUACUUCACCGUAUGCAAUGUUACCCACGUAUAGAGGGAUAGUAUGCAAGGUCAACAUUCCACCCACCAACUCCUCCAAUGUUGUAUGAUGUGAGAACCACUUUGUGCUCAGCUGAAGCGCUCUGUGUGUGUUCAUGUGCAGAACAGAGGCCCCCCCGGGAGCUGUCGCCAUCUUUAAUCUGUCUUUUUAAUUUCGAGUCCUGAAUGGAGGAAAGUCUGCCUCCUGGAGAUGGUUUUAUUUUUUCUACUUUUCUGUGUGUGUAUAUUUAUUAGAAAAAGCAUGUGGUUUAAUCAUGAGUAGGCUUUCGAGCUCCUUUUUAUUACCUCAUUAUUGUUUUAUUGGACAAGAGUUUCUGUCUGAUGAUGUUUUCCUUUUGACCGUGUUUUCACACUGUGGGUCAGUGUAGUCCUCAAAGAUCACGUCCGCCAAUGUUACAUACGUUUGAUUCAACUCUGCAGUGUGCUGAGCACUUUUUAUGUUUCAUAUAAACAAAGAGCAAAUCAUGUUUUUCUGAGGUUUAGAGCUGCAACUAAUGUUUCUUUUCAUUUUAGAUGAUUUUCUCCAUUAAUCGUUGAGUUGUUUGAUCUGUAAAAUGUCUGAAAAUGGUGAAAAGUUGGAUCAGUGUUUCUAAGAGCCCAAGAAAAUGACCUCAGGUGUCUUGUUUGUCCACAACUCAAAGAAAUUCAGUUUAUUGUCAACUGUAUGGGAAACAAGCAGUUAAAAACAAGAUAGGUGGUUCAUAAUUAAAGAGUUGGCAGUUUGACAGCUGUGAAGGUCUUCUGCAGUUCCCCGGAUCCCAUGGGAGCAUUUUUUAAAUUCUUAAUUUUGUCUGAUUAGCUGUCCAAAACCAAACAAAAUCUUAAAUUUUAAGACAUGAAAAGGAGAAAAGCUGUAGAUCUCCACAGCGGAGAAGCUAAAACUUGAUGAAUUACUUUAAAAAAAUGAAUUGAUAAUCAAAAUAGUCUUUCCAGCCCUCCUGAGAUCAUUUGUCACGACAUUUGGUGCGUCCCAUUUCUUCCUUUCGACCGUCUCAGAUUAAAACCCCCUCUACCUCCAAGCUGAGACUACCUUAGUACAAGAUGUUUCCCCCCUUGGAGCCAACUUGUCGUUUUUUUAGACACGGUUUCCAUUCCAUUUUCUCAGAAUCUCAACCUGUUUAAACACUCUUAGCCUCCAAAACCAAUCAUAAAGUUUAGGGAGAGAUCUGGGACAAGGCCAUCAGUUUUUUGUCUUUCACACCAAAAUCUUUCUCCUUGUAGCGCAUACUAGCAGGGUUUGUUAAUCCCUUGAAAGUCUGGGAAGUCUGGAAAAGGCUUUAUCUGGAUAUUUCAAGAUUUAAAUUUGAAUAUAAUCCUUAAAAACGCUUGAUUAUACCCAUGAUCUGGUAUUUGAUCCACACAAUCAGUAACACAAACCAAAAAUGUUUUAAUAUUUUUAACGAAACCCCUCGUCAUAUUCAUGUAUAUAAAAUUUUAAAAUGUCACAAUCAAAACAUACAAUCAAGGUUAAUAUAAAAGUAUAUUAAUGAGUCCUGGAAACUUAAUUCUUUGCGCUCCCGUCUGUUGUAACAGUUAAGAGGUGAUGAUAAAGGCUUCAAGAGUUUGGAAGUUGUUAGUUUAAGUACUUACAAUCAGUCAAUCAAACGAAAAUCGCACCACUCAAAUAAAUCCAAAUGCCAUUCGAGAUGCCUUACAGGUAAUUAAACAAAACAAGAGAUAGGAUACAAAAACAGUUAUGGAUUCAGAGAUGAAUGCACACCAAGACGGCAAUUAAAUGUGGUUAGUUAGAAAAGGGAUCAAGAAUAAAACCUAAAACAUCGACACAAAUAAAGAUUAUGAAAUAUUUCACUUCAGAAUGUAUUAUAUUUUUUAAAAAAGUGCUUGAAUUUUCCUUUUUAAACCCAGUACAACACCACCAUAACGAAAAAAGAAUGGCCACCGGUUUGGAGCGAGGAAGCUCAGAAAAGUCGUCGCCUUCCUCUUUACAGUUUCUCACGGUGUGAAAACUCGGGUCCGACACUCCUUUCGCUGCUGUUCGGUCCAUGUAAAAACACUCUGAGCAGACAGAAGCUGCACAAAGUGGUAGAAUGUAUUAUUUUGGAAGGAUUCUGCUCUUGUUUAUCGGCUCUGAUGACUUCACACGGACAGUAUUGACGCCUCCCUCCCUCCUUUCCUCUCACUCUUCUGCGUGGAAUAGGCAUUCCUAUGGAAAUGGUUUCCUCUAUAACUCCUGUCAACUGCAGAAACUCUCAGCUUUCUCCUCCCGCGACAACACAACCAACAUGCCAAAUACAACCAAUGCAUAUGUAAUCUUUUAUUUUUUUUAUUUUAUUUUUUUUAAUGCAACAGCCAUUCAAUGGAAAACGACAGUCCCUCCUUCCUCACUACAAUUAACAGGUACAAGGUUCUUUUUGUAACAUUUGGUUUCAAGAUGUUAACAUAAUGUAUAUAACAGAGAAAUGUGAAUAUGUAUUUGUUCAGAAUCAAAUGAAAAAAAGUAGUGCUCCGAGUUUGUGGUUAAAAAAAAAAAAAAAAAAAAGAAAAAAAGAAAAGAAAACACACAAAAAAAAACUACUCGCCUCCGUCAUGUUUUUAUUUUAUGUUUUUGAUUUUCUACUUUUUUUAUUUUUCUGAUGAUGUAUGUAUGUAUAUGACUAUCAAGUGAGUGUGUAUGUAUGUGUGUAAGUGAUUAAUACUGUAUAUCUGGUGUUCUCUAAGAUGGAAAAGUCGAAGAUGUCCUGGUUUGAUUUCUUUUCUUCUUUUUACUCUUUAGACCCUGCACAGUACCUGUGGGUGUUUUCAGAUAAACUAUGCCAGAGAAUGGUUUUUAGCGACUGCUGAAUGUGAUUUUACUGAGAGAGAAGCAGUGUGGACUGGCUUUUUGUACGGGUUAAUUUAAAAAAAAAAAAAAAAGAAAGAAAAAGAAAAAAAAAGGCCAUAUUAUUUAAUUUUCUCUGUUGUCAAAAAAAAAGUUUAAAGCAGAUCUGGGAGAGUGGAGCCUUGGUUUUAUGGAGAAGCAUUGCCUGGUUGAUGUGUGUAUUAGUGGGCUUUUCUUAUUUUUAUUUCCUAACUGUCUGACUGAUGUAGCCUUUUUUUGCAUUUGUCAAUAGUAAAAAAAAUGACCAAAGCUUCAAGAUGUUUCAUAUGCAAACCUCAUCAUCACUGGACAAGACAUAAUGUAGCGGCCCCCUCUUUUUUUUUUCUUCUUCUUUUUUUUUUAAUUAACUUCUCUCACACACAGCGACAUUCUGCUGCCGUCUCGACGUUGUUUCGCAUGUUUCCCCUCGCUCUUUACUCAACACUGUCUUUCCUCUUUUUUUUUUUUUCCCCCCCAAGUGGCCUCUCGGCAUUAUCAGCGAGAUGUCCCAAAGCUCAAUCGGUUUCUCGAGACGUCUCCACGUUUUUUUUUUUGUUUUUUUUUUUUGCCAAUGAGGUCUUUUGUGCCUGAAGUGCUAUCACUCGUUUACAGGAAGAAUAGAAAGAAAAAAAAACAUUUGCAACCGAUAGCUAUGCACCUUACUGAAACAAAGCAUUUCCUCACGUUGACUUUGGGUAUGUAGAACCAACACUGGAGUGACACUAAAUCGUUAAUUUCAUAGGCAAGUUUGAAGAAAAGAGAAAAGAAAAUAUAUGGAAAAGCCCCUUCAGUGGGAGCUCCCCUCUCAGUCGAUAUCUGAUGACCUCUCUCAGCUUUAAAUCUUUUUGUUUCCAUCAACUGAAUACUUUAUACCAAACUUGAGGUGCCUCGUGUAUAUACUUUCCGCAGUGAAGAUUGCUCCUUUGCUGUUUAACAAUAAUAACCUUGUUAACCAGGGUUUUUUUUUAAACCUUUUUUCACCUUUAUAAAAAAAAAAGUUUACUGUAUUAUAAAAGACUUUUUUACACACAUAGAAGAUUAAAUCAGAAUUAUUCCAGGAAUUUGCAAAUACAAUCUAAUUUUGCACUUUAUAUCAGAUUUACUCGGAGUGACAAGGCCAUCAGAAAAACUGUCUCGAUCAGAUAUUUUGAGACAGAUUAAGUAAAUGUCCCCCUGAAUGUAACAAGAAAAUGUUUAGUAGUUUAAUUUGAAAAUCAACGAAUCUCUCAGGUUCUUUAAGGAAGAACUUGGCUGUAGUGGAACAUCCAGACUAAAACUUGUACACACUUUACCUUCUUUGUAUUGUAGUUCUCUCUCUCUCUCUCUCUGUCUCUUUCUGCCUGUCUCUGUCUACACCAACCAGUCCUCAGUAUAAAUACUAUGCCAAUCUUCUUCAGGUGACGUCCCCUCCUCCUCCUCCUCCUCCUCCUCCUCCUCCUCUCUGCGCUGUCAGCUGACACCAGGCGUACUGUUAUUUUAAAAAAAAAUGGAGAAAAAAAAACCUCUCAGAACAUUCCUACUCACAACACAGUUUCAGCAACCGUCAACACUUAGCUCUUGUAGCUGCCGCCACAGCCGCCAGCCGCUCUGCGUUCACUUUUCCCACAGCGUCAAACGUGUUUUUCCUUAAACCAAGGUGGGCUUUUUUUUUUUUCCUUAUCAGCAAAAGUUAAAAAGGUCUGGUUGUGUGAGACUUAACCUCUGCUAUCUAGCAACAAUUGUGCACUGACAUAAAAUGACAACACACUAAUUGUGUUGCUUGUCCUCUCUGUUUUUGCUUGUCUUGUCACACUUCUGUGCUGCCUGAUGUGGAAGAUUCUAGUGGUGCGCUCAUGUCAGAGUCGGGGGCCAAUGGCGGGUGCAGAUUCACUGCGAAAAAAAAAAAGAAAAACAAACAAAUUGAAAUAUAUUCCAUUAAUCCAAGGCAUGCUCACUUCUCAUUGGUCCAAAAUAGUAUUUAUGAGUCACAAUGUGCUCAUACCAAGAUUGGGCCAAAAAAAAGAGAGAGAGAACUUAUAAUUCAGUGUUGUUAAUUUGAGGUCUGCCUCGGUCCAAAAUGGUAUUUGUAUCAGGAUCAGCAAAAAAAAAAAAAAUCAAUAUAAAAACCAAAUUCAGUUUGGAUUGCUUUUGUCUGUUCUCAAAUAUUAUUCUAACAUUUUGAAAUGUUCUCAUUCCUCAUCGUUCCAUAAUGAAAAUUUGCCCACUACUCUGUGCAGGAUCAGGGCAGUGUCAUGUGUAGGGUUGGGCUAAUGUGGGAAAUUGAAAGCAAAAAAUCAAAGAGAAUUUGACAUUUUAAAAUAUGGAGCGUUCUCACCCGUCAUUGGUCCAAAAUGUUCUGUGUGCACCGUUAAGACUCUCCAUUGUCCUUUAACUCCCACUCAUUCCUAAUGCAGGUGUUCAAACUAAUCUCUACUCUGUGUGAAAGUUACUACAGCAUCAGUUAAGUAUUGUAUGUGCUGCCGUAUUGGGACUGAGGUUGGAUAUGGUUCAGAGACUUUAAAAGAAGGCUUCUUGUUAUUAUUAACUCACCACUUUGUGUUGUUUUCUGGGGGGUGGUAAUGCUUUCUCUGGAGAAUUUGAGAAAAAUGACCAAGGUUCCACUUUCUCCCUUGUACAAAUUAAUAUAAAUAAAUAUAUAUAUAAAUAUAUAUUAUACAUUUUACUCAUUUUUGUCCAGUUUUGUAUAUUACACUCAUGUAAAGUUUGUUUUUAAAGAGGCAUCGGAGCAGCUAUUACAAGACAAUAUGAGUGACAAUGUUCAUCUGGGAGAAUUUUAUGCAUGUUAUAUUUUCUUCUUUUCUCUCUCUCUCUCUCUCUGUCUCUGUCUCUUUUAAUACCCCCCAUCCCCCCUGUUCAGGUGUGUAACGUGACUAUAAAGAAAUCUACCUUUUCUUUGGAAUGUUGUAGACAAUCAGUCUCAGGCCGGGUCCAGUCCCUGUCGGGAGUGAGAGCCCUGUAGGCUGAUAGACAAACAAAACUCAUUUUUGUUUGACAAUUUAAAAAACUCUCUUUAUUUGCAUCUACUGGAAGUCUAAAUUUUUUUGGAGGUUUGUUGAUUCAUAUGUUCGUGGCUGCUCAAGUUUACACACACACUUCUCUACUACACUCAAAACACAAACACCUCGUGCAUUUGAUCCCUCUGCUUUUUUUUUUUUUUUUCCAAGGUGAGGAUGCCAACCUUGAGGAAAUGAUGCUUUGACUAACAAAUCUAUAACAUCUAUGAAUGUGGGAAUGCAACACAUUGCAAUAAAAGCACCAUUUGAAAUGCA
Messenger RNA from Acanthopagrus latus (yellowfin seabream), 15407 nucleotides. RefSeq names its product nuclear receptor coactivator 1 (gene ncoa1). The record is from RefSeq and is a predicted model, not a curated record. Gene Ontology annotation, biological process: cellular response to hormone stimulus; positive regulation of transcription by RNA polymerase II. The coding region runs from base 1383 to 5870 and encodes 1495 amino acids. Gene Ontology annotation, cellular component: nucleus. The transcript is spliced from 23 exons. Gene Ontology annotation, molecular function: protein dimerization activity; nuclear receptor binding. NCBI's taxonomy places the organism in Eukaryota, Metazoa, Chordata, Actinopteri, Spariformes, Sparidae.